AGCAUCCCAGUUACCGCUAACAUGUCUUCCACCCGCACUACAAGAAGCUCUCAAAAAAGAUUUUGCCGCGCGUUUGGUGAUUGCAUGACUAAACCAACCAUUGCUGCUUCACCACCUCGUCACUCGAGUCCCAGACUCGAGCUUCAGGUGGAAGAGUUGCAUAAAGAAGUGAAGAAAGAGAAAGAUCUAAAGUCUGUGUACAAGAUGAGGUUGGAAAGAACACAAGAUUAUCUUAAAUACUGUCUGCAGACAGCACAAGACAAUGGAUUCUUGAACCUUAUUCUUAACAAAAAGGAUAACGCUCAAGAAUCUUCAGCGGCUUCGUUAUCAUCUCCGAGUCCCUCAUCUGUCAUCAUUCAAGCUUCUACGGAUCCUCAAACACCACCGGCUGUUCAACAAAAUACCGAUCUUUCAGCUCUCAUUGAACAAGCCAAGAGAAAUGGAUGGUACAUUGAUCCACACGAGAUUGAACUCCACAAGAAAAUAGCUCAAGGAAGCACAGCAGAAAUAUACCAAGCAACAUGGAGAGGUCUAGAUGUUGCAGUGAAGUGCAUAUUUCCUGACUACUUUAACCUAAACGAUUGCGGAGUCAACUUCUUCGCUCAAGAGGUCGAAACAUUAUCAAGACAACGUCACAGCUACGUACUCCAGCUAAUGGGCGCGUGUCUUGACCCACCUAACCACGGUUGGAUCAUUACCGAGUUCCUAAACAUGACUUUGAAGGACUGGCUACAUGGCCCGGGUAAGAGGAAGAAAGAACGUGUCACCGCACUCCCACCUUUUGAGGACCGAUUAGCCAAGGCAUUAGAGAUUUCUCAAGGGAUGCAGUAUUUACAUGAACACAAGCCUAUGAUCAUACAUCGGGACUUGAAACCGAGUAACAUCUUUUUGGAUGACGCGUUUCAUGUGAGAGUUGCGGAUUUUGGGCACGCCCGGUUCUUAACUAAUGAAGAAAAGGCGUUUACGGGUGAAACAGGCACGUACGUGUACAUGGCCCCCGAAGUGAUCCGAAGUGAGCCAUAUGAUGAAAAAUGUGACGUUUACAGUUUCGGGGUAAUUCUUAACGAGCUUCUAACAGGCCAAUACCCGUACAUUGAGACCGACCAUGGUCCCUCCAAGAUUGCGUUAGAAGUAGGGGAGGGCAAGAUAAGGCCAGCACUACCAAAGCAUGAAGAGAACAUUGAAGAUCUUAUCGAACUGAUUCAACUCUCGUGGGACGAAGACCCGGAAUACAGACCAUCUUUCGCUACGAUUACUCGUGGUCUGAAAUUAAUUUACAAUAGACUUGCUAAUUCUCCAUAGAACUUCUCAUUAAUCUGCCCUGUAGGAAUUUAAAUUGUGCUUUCAAAAUUUUCA
Helianthus annuus (common sunflower) is the source of this 1356-nucleotide messenger RNA. Its product is annotated as serine/threonine-protein kinase STY17. Lineage: Eukaryota; Viridiplantae; Streptophyta; Magnoliopsida; Asterales; Asteraceae. Gene Ontology annotation, molecular function: ATP binding; protein kinase activity. The record is from RefSeq and is a predicted model, not a curated record. The transcript has 4 exons. Bases 22 to 1302 code for a protein of 426 amino acids. Gene Ontology annotation, biological process: protein phosphorylation.